AUGGCCAAAGACAAGACGAUGGAGGUCCAUGGGCGGCAGUACCGAGUUCCCACCAAGCCCAUCGCCGUUGUUUGCGUCGAUGGGUUCGAUCCCGAAUACCUCGAGGCUGGUAUCGAUGCCGGUGUACUUCCAAACCUCCAAUCGUGGACGACGCACGGGUUUCACACAACGGCCAACGGAGCCAUGCCAUCACUUACCAAUCCAAACAAUCUGAGCAUCAUUACAGGGCAGCCGACCAAAGUCCACGGGGUGUCGGGGAACUACUACCUCGACAAGAAGACGGGAGAAGAGCGCAUGGUGCUGGACAGCUCCACCAUGCAAGGCACAACAAUACUAGAGCACCUGGCGAACGCCGGCGUCCGCGUGGCGGCCAUCACAGCAAAGGACAAGCUCAGGAAGAUCAUCAACCACGGCCUAUCGCCCAAGAACCACGCAAUUUGCUUCUCCUCACAGCGCGCCGAUACAUGUACUCUCGAAGAACACGGCAUCACCGACGUGCCGGCAUGGCUAGGCCAGCCCGUGCCAGAGCAGUAUUCCGGGGACCUCUCGAUUUUCGUGCUGGACGCUGGAGUCAAGUUGUUGCAAGAGGGGAAGGCUCAGGUUCUGUACCUCACCUUGUCCGAUUACAUCCAACACAUGCAUGCGCCGAUGUCUGAGGAGGCGUUGCGUUUCAUGCAACAACUCGACGAGCGCCUGGGUAUGCUGCACGACCUGGGCGCCACUGUGGCCGUGACGGGCGACCAUGGCAUGAGCGCGAAGUCGCUGGAGAACGGCGAUCCAGACAUCCUCUUCCUCGAGGACUUCUUGAAUUCGGAAUUCCCAGAGGCGAGGGCUCGGGUCAUCUGCCCCAUCGCAGAUCCAUUCGUCAAACACCACGGAUCCCUUGGCGGGUUCGUUCGCGUGUAUCUAGGUGCUCCAGAUCUGGUGGAUAUUGAAAAGGUGUUUCAGGUUUGCACACAGCUGCCGCAGGUGGGUAUUGCCUUGACUGGGGAAGAAGCGGCCUCGCGGUACGAAAUGCCCCUGGAAUGCGAAGGCGAGAUGGUCGUUAUCUCCACGAAAGGGGCUGUGAUUGGUAGUCGGAAGGAUGAGCAUGAUCUCUCGCAGUUGGGCAGUAUUCGUCUUCGGUCACACGGUGGGAAUACGGAGCUCGCUGUGCCACUUAUUCGGUCGACUCCUCUCAGUGUGCCUGGGUCUGGAGAUGGCAGGGCAUGGAGGAAUUAUGAUAUCUUUGAUCUUGCUUUGAAUCAUUGA
Zasmidium cellare ATCC 36951 is the source of this 1251-nucleotide messenger RNA. RefSeq lists its product as uncharacterized. The coding region runs from base 1 to 1251 and encodes 416 amino acids. The transcript is spliced from 2 exons. Gene Ontology annotation, molecular function: phosphonoacetate hydrolase activity. The record is from RefSeq and is a predicted model, not a curated record. NCBI's taxonomy places the organism in Eukaryota, Fungi, Ascomycota, Dothideomycetes, Mycosphaerellales, Mycosphaerellaceae.